Molecule: messenger RNA, 396 nt
Organism: Saccharomyces eubayanus
Lineage: Eukaryota; Fungi; Ascomycota; Saccharomycetes; Saccharomycetales; Saccharomycetaceae
Gene: AIM4
Product: Aim4p
Exons: 1
Coding region: 1-396 (131 amino acids)
Source: RefSeq, a predicted model, not a curated record
AUGAUUGAAUUGAAUGGACCGCAAGAACACCCAAAGAACAAUAUAAGAGCGAAAAGAGUGACCAAGCUUCAACACCUAGACAAGAAGAGAGUACGAGAUCAAAUUGAAUUGCUCACUAAAAAACUAGAUAAAAACCAAGAGGAAACACGCCUACUGGCUAAGUUGAGAGAUGAUUUACAAGCUUCUGACGAACGUUUAAUAGGUUAUGAAGGGAAUAAUAGUGAACUUGGUGUAAGGAGUAUAUUCUAUGAUAAAGAUUGGAAUCCGAAGGGAGCUGCACCAUCAAAUUACAGAAAUAUUCCGUACAAUCCUGGAACUUUCGAAAGGCGAACCGAAGUUAAAGUCAGACUAAGGAAUCUUGGAAAUAUUGUCUUACCAGGCGAAAGCCCAAAAUAG